Messenger RNA from Talpa occidentalis (Iberian mole), 5110 nucleotides. RefSeq names its product piggyBac transposable element-derived protein 1-like. Lineage: Eukaryota; Metazoa; Chordata; Mammalia; Eulipotyphla; Talpidae. The record is from RefSeq and is a predicted model, not a curated record. The transcript has 6 exons. Bases 1824 to 4220 code for a protein of 798 amino acids. Gene Ontology annotation, molecular function: sequence-specific DNA binding.
UGAUCUGUGGUGGCAGGUGCUGAGGGAGCCGUGCGGGUGCGGCCGGUCUGGGCUGCGCGCCUGAGGACAGUCGUUUUCUCCCUGUAGCUGAGGGCUGGGGUGGCAUUUGCUCUGGGCCUUGGGAAUUUUCUCGGUUAGUCGGGCGCUCUUGGCUAUAAAGUAGAAAGUAGGUGGGAAAAAAACGAAUUGUCCGCAAGGCGGGGAUGAGAGGAAUUUGGGGAGACCGUGGCUUUCUCAAAAGUAGCCGGGACUAGAUGUCAUUUCUUCUUAUUCCGGGGUUUGUAUUAUGCCUAGAAAAUAAUGACUUCCUCAGUAAAUGUUUGAGUGCCAAACCAACCGGUAAAAUUCAGAGAGAUUUGUUGGGGGUGGGGGAUGGCGGUUGAAUUUACUUCAGCCGGGAGCAGUUGAAACCCCCUGAGGGUCGGGGGAGGUAUGUUUGUAUAUGGUCCUAGUUGUGCUUUAGGAAAUGUUAAUUCAGCGAUGAUAGAAUGGGGAAGGAAACCACACAGAAAAUGGUUGUAAUGCGCAGGUGGAAUGGUAAUGGGGCCGGGAGGAGGAGGAAGGGCUGGCUGUAUGAGGCAUUUUUAGAGGAGGAAUUGGCUAGUCUCAGAUUACAGAUGGGUCUGGUUUUAAGCCUGAGUGCAUGGCAGUUGCUAGUGAUGCCACCACAUACGCGGAGAUAUACAGAGUGAGUCCAGCUUUGUGGGAGCUCUAAUUUCAGCUUGUGGCGUGUUGAAAUUAUGGUGCAGGAGAAAUCAGAGCUUGAGGCUCCUGCGGUCAUUUCACAAUAUGAGUCUGAAAUGUGAGAGGCAAGACUGAGCCAGUCAGAGAUUUGAGUGUCUCUGGAAUAGCCAUAUAUAGUGAUGCAGUGAUUAGUGAGAUCACAAAAGGAGAGAAAGAGACAAGAACUUGAAGCCUGCCCACUGUUUCAGUUAUCUAUUGUUACAUUAAAAAAGAUUAAUUAAAACCCCCAAGAGUGGCUUAAAAUAACUUCAGCUUAUUAUUUCUUAUGCUUCUGUGGGUUGGUCAUUUCUUGUGAUUCUGUGGCAGUUCUACUGGUGGUCUUGCCUGGAGCCACUCCUAUGGUUCAUUCAUUCAACGAAUCAACUGGGGACUGGACUCCCCUGGGCCUUCCCUGGGGUAGCUGGCUUCAUCCACCUGACCUCUCCCCAUGGCUAGUUUGGGCUCCUCUCAGCAUGGCAGUUUCAUGACCAUGCCAAGAACUACAAGAGCACUUCUGCUCACAGUGUCAUCAAUGCCGUAUUCUGUUGGUCAACGGAAGUCAUAGGUCAGCACAAAUUCAAGGGAAGGGAAAAUAGACUCCACCUCUUGAGAAGGAUGGCAAAGUCUCAUCACAAAAGAUAUAUGGGGAGGAGAGACUUAAGAAACCACUUACCCCGCUGCCCUGAAAGUAGAGUAUUCAGUGGUACACAGAGAUCGAUAACCUUGGAGAAUGCAUUGUCUGCCCAUGAAGCCACACAUCUGUUCCACCAUUGGUAAAAUUAGCUACAGUUAAGGUACUCACGCAUUCUCAUGCUUAACCCUCUCCCCUCAUAUUCCUAACCUGACACCCUCUACCCCUGUGUUCAGCCCCCUCAAGGUUCAAGGUAUAUUUCUGCUUACUGAUGACAUAAGCAAGCCAGCUUAGUUUUGAGCCUGACUUACAGUGGGGACAAAAAUAUAAAUAAAUUAUUUUGAGUUUUGCAGCUCUUAAAAUUUUCAUGUUACUUAUCAAUGCUUAUGCCUCAAAUGUACAUUUGGAAAAAUCUUUGUGAAUAAUGGACCCUGGCUAAGUGGAUCUUUUCCCAACCUUUAAGCUCAACAUGGAAGCUUUCACAGGCGCUCCUCCUGGAAAUGCAGAAGGUCUUGUGAAGGUGAAGGAGGAAGACCCCGCGUGGGAGCAGGUGCCCAGUUCAUGGGGCAGCAGUGCCCACACUCGCGAGCUUUGCCGCCUGCGCUUCCGGCAUUUCUGCUACCAGGAGGUCACUGGGCCCCGUGAAGCUUUAGCUCAACUCCAAGAACUGUGCUGCCAGUGGCUGCGGCCCGACACCCACACCAAGGAGCAGAUCCUGGAGCUGCUGGUGCUGGAGCAGUUCCUGAGCAUCCUGCCUGGGGAGCUGCAGGCCUGGGUGCCCGAGUACCCUCUGGAGAGUGGGCAGGAGGUAGUGAUGGCACUAGAGACUCUAGAGACAGACAUGGGAGACAAAGCACAGCAGGCCUCUGCCUUUGCUCGGGGACAGGAAUAUCUAGGAGCCUGUUUGGAGCAUCAGCGCAUACAGCUCCUGCCUGGAGUGAGCACCCUGAAGUGUGAACCUCCAGAACUCUCCAGAAGGAGCCCUCAAGAAGUGAGUGGGCCUGUUUCCCCGGGAUCAGCCCCUCGCCAGGAAGAAAGUGCCCGAGACAAGGCAGCAGUACCUGGGUUUAACUCAGCCAGGUGCCAGAUAUCAGUAAAGACUGAGGAGGAAAAUGCCUUUGUCCCAGAGGAGCGGCCACACCUGAGCCUGCCUCAGAGGAACCUCUGUGGGAGCUCAGCCUGGGAGAAGCUUGCAGAACCCAGUCUGAUGUCUGAAGAAGUUGUAACUGAAGGUGGAUUGUUCAAUGCAAAGCAAGAAACUUCUGAAGAAAUGGAGCAAGGUGCUGAGGGCUCAGGAACAUUCACCAGAGAAUGUGUACCCCAAGUUCCUGGCAGCACUCCUGUCCCUCCAGAGAGGACACCUGCACAAGUGAACACUCUGAGGGGUCGUCACCAGGGGGACUUGUGGGCCCGGAUGCAUGUCUCAUCCUUGGAAUACGCUGCAGGAGACAUUACCCGAAAAGAGAGGAGAAAAGACAAAGCUCGGGUGAGUGAGCUGCUGCAAGGCCUGGCGUUUUCUGACGACUCAGAGGUGGAGGAAGAGCACUCGCCCGAGAGCCAGCCAGCUCACAAAAAGCGAAAGAUGGCAGCCGCCCUGGAGCAGUGCUGGGUCAAGAGAGACAUCAAGGCCACCCUUCCCGGCUGGUCAGCACUGGACACAGGGCUUUUGAAUCUCAAGAGUGAAAAGCUGAGCCCAGUAGAGCUCUUUGAGUUAUUUUUUGAUGAUGAAACAUUCAACUUGAUUGUCAGUGAAACCAAUAAUUACGCUUUUCAGAAAAAUGUCAACUUGGAAGUCACAGUGCAGGAGAUGAGGUGUGUGUUCGGUGUCUUGCUGUGGAGUGGAGUUGUGCGGCAUCCCCGGAGGGGAAUGUAUUGGGAAGUGGCUGACGCUGAGCAGAACCAGGUGAGAGAUGCAAUUAGAAGGGACAGGUUUGAAUUGAUUUUGUCAUACCUGCAUUUUGCAGAUAACAGCUGCCUAGAUCAAAAAGAUAAGUUUACGAAAUUGAGGCCCCUCAUAAAGCAAAUGAAUAAAAACUUUCUCCUGUAUGCCCCCCUAGAAGAAUACUAUUGUUUGGACAAGACAAUGUGUGAAUGCUUUGAUAGUGGCCAAUUCCUGAAUGGGAAACCGAUUCGAAUUGGCUAUAAAAUUUGGUGUGGCACAACCACACAGGGUUAUCUUGUUUGGUUUGAGCCCUACCAGGAAGAAUCAGCUCUGAUGGCAAACCAGGAUCCUGAGCUCGGUUUGGGUGGCCACCUAGUGAUGAAUUUCGCCGACGUUCUUUUGGAGAGAGGUCAGUAUUCUUAUCACCUGUGUUUUGAUAGCUUCUUCACAAGUGUCAAAUUGGUGUCAAUCUUGAAGAAGAAAGGGGUGAAGGCAACAGGAAUAAUUCAAGAGAACAGGACUGAAAAGUGCCCCCUCAUGGAUGCAGAACAAAUGAAAAACAUGGAGAAGGGCUACUUUGAUUUCCAAGUGGAAGAAAACAAUGAGAUAAUCGUGUGUCGAUGGCACGGCGAUGGCGUUGUCAGCCUGUGCUCCAAUGCUGUGGGCAUAGAGCCUGUCAGUGAGGUCAGUGGCGUCACCGAGGACAUAGAGGCCCCUCCGAUAAGUCGGCCAGCCAUAGCAACACUGUAUGGCGAAUGCAGGGAAGGGGUCGCUAAAAUGGAGCAAACUGUCUCCAAAUACAAGGUGAGAAUAAGGAGCAGGAAGUGGUACUCAGUUCUGGUGAACUACAUGAUCGAUGCCGCUGUGAGCAAUGCGUGGCAGCUGCACCGAGCCUGCAGCCCGGCCACCUCUCUGGACCUCCUGGGCUUCCGGAGGUAUGUGGCGCAUUUCUACCUGGGGCACCAGGCCCACCUGUCCGACUAGGGCCUUAAUGGACACAGUGCUGACCUCAGCAGUCACGACUUCAUGUCAGACCGUACCCUCCUCCCAAGGCAAACCUGAUGGAAGUCAUGAAAUCAGGGAAUUGAGUCACUCAUUUCAAAAGUCAGAUGUUUAUAUGAAGCUUCAAAGACUAUAACAAGUAAUAGUAAAAGUUAUUUGUAAAAAUUUUGAACUCCAGGGGACCUCUUUUAAUGUCUAAUUUUGGUGUCAGAUGUGGGAGUUCAUUUGUUGAAUUGAUGAUACUGUAUUUUUUGUAAAGAUUUAUUUAUUUAUGCAUAUAAGAACUGGGGUGUAGACCAGAGGUGGGGGAGGGUGAGAGGAUUCUCCAGGGAGAGUGGGGGGUGGAACAGGCAGAUCUACUGAAAUACACUGCUGAGGGGAACAGCAGGGAGACAGGAGAGGUCUGCUGAGCCAUGUGGGUCAGGUCUCUGGCCAGAGAUCAAACUUGUGCUGCAGUGAUAGCUUGACAGCACUAUCUUUAACCCUUGCACCACUAGGAAGGCCCGAUACUGUGCAUUUAAAGUAUCAUACAAACUGACAAUGUGCAUUUAAAGAGUGGCAUCCCGCCUCUGGGGGGUAGUUUUCUCUGGACAGUGCCAUUUUUAAGAUACAGGCAGUGUUAUAGUGACACAGGUGGUGCUGAAUCCAGUGUCAGCAGCUGCAACACAGCCUGUGAGGUGAGGGUGUCCUAUGCCAAGCGAAGAGAUCCCUGGUCACACCUCUAAUGGCAGAGCUCCCAGAGAUGGUUCAGGGUCACUCAAGCCAAAGGGGUUCCCUAUAGCUGAGGCACCUGAAUUGCUGUCUCUAGAGUCCCUUGUUAAAGGGUUCUUUCCUGGCAGCCUGGAUUCCUGUUUCAGUGUAAAGCUGCUUUU